AUGGCAGAGUACCUCAAGACCGAGUACAACACGCCUGGGACAACGACAGCCGCCACCAGCGACGCAUCCACCGCCAUCGAGCAGCGCCGACGGGUCUCCGCGCGGAGCUUCUUGAGCGGGAACGUCGAUUCGAACAGUAGCUUGCUGCAACUCAUCCUCUUCUGCUUCUUGACGGGAUUCACGAGCGCACCGACGUUCCUGGCAUGUUAUCUGUGGUGCGGGUUCCAGACCGGUGGACUCGUUCAGCUGUCACUCGCCGUCGCACGACUAUUCGCAACGAACGACCGGACGUUUCACAAGCCCGACCAGCAAGCCUUGACAUCGCUCCUCGCCUUCCUCCUCGGCAGCUCUAUCGGGCGCAUUGGCGACAAAGUCGGGCCGAAGCGGAGAUGGUGGAUCAUGACGGCGACGUUCAUCAUGGCGCUGUUUACGAUGGCGGCGGCGCUGUGUGCGCACUUUAGCUAUGAGCCGAGUGUGGCUGAGUUCCGAACAAACGCUUCAUGGCAGAAUGCGAGGGGGAUGGCGGCGUUGGCCUUCGCGAGUGCGAGUCUGGGUCUCCAGGGCAUCGUUGCAAAGCGCCUGAACACAGCGUUCGGCGUGAGUCUCGUCUUGACAACGGUUUGGGUCGAACUCGUCAACGACCCCAAGCUGUUUGUCGCCAAGUACGUCAAGUCGCGCGACCACCGAAUCUUCGCCGUCUUCUUCGCCUUCCUCGGGGGACUGUGCUCGGCCGGCAUCGUCUUUGCCAGCUCGAGCGCCGUCGCUUUCGCCGCAUGCACAGGCAUCCGCCUUGUCAGUGUGUUGUCCUGGCUCUUCAUCCCGCUCGAGAAGGAGAAGUAG
This is a messenger RNA of Rhodotorula toruloides NP11, 840 nucleotides long. RefSeq lists its product as uncharacterized. The coding region runs from base 1 to 840 and encodes 279 amino acids. Lineage: Eukaryota; Fungi; Basidiomycota; Microbotryomycetes; Sporidiobolales; Sporidiobolaceae. The transcript has 6 exons. The record is from RefSeq and is a predicted model, not a curated record.